This is a messenger RNA of Meloidogyne enterolobii, 914 nucleotides long. The record is from the annotation of a GenBank genome assembly. NCBI's taxonomy places the organism in Eukaryota, Metazoa, Nematoda, Chromadorea, Rhabditida, Meloidogynidae.
UCUCCAUGAAUAUUUUGGAAGAUUAUGUUGCUGUUGUCUUUGCUGGAGGGAGAGGUAAUCGAAUGUUGUCUAUUACUGAACAUAUUCCCAAACAUUUGUUGCCAAUAAUUAAUAUUCCAUUAUUUUGGUUUCCUCUCAAUUUGCUUCAAAGAAAUGGAUUUAAAGAAUGCCUUCUAAUCGUUCCAAAAACAAAAGCAGAUUUCAUAAAUAAAUUACUUUCUGAUGGAAGUUUACCGAAUCUUGAUCAACUUAAAGUCACAAUUUUAUCUUUUGAUGAUGAAGAAGAAGGAGCUGAAGAAUUUGGCACAGCUGAUGUUCUUUUACAAAAUUUGGAUAAAUUGAAGAAGAAAAACGUUUUAAUUGUAAGCGGAGAUUUAAUUUCCGAUUUGAAAUUGGAAGGAAUGCUUAAAUUUCAUGAAAAAGAAAAUUCAAUUUUAACAUGUCUUUUGACUGAUUCUCCACUUUCUGGUGCUAUACCUGGAACUAAUGAAAGGCCUAAAAAAUAUAGAGAUUUUGUUAUGUUUUCUCCAGAAAAUAAUCAAUUACUUUAUCUUAUCGACGAGGAUGAUUUUGGCGAUGACGAGAAGUUUCCUGCUUCUCUUUUUAAAAGCUCUUCACAUAUCCAAACGAGUGCCAAAUAUAAAGAUGUACAUUUAUAUGCCAUUAAAAGAGAUGUUUUAAAUGCUCUGAAAACUUCAAAAUUCUCAUUUUCUUCAUUAAAAGCUGAUUUUAUUUCAAAUUUAAUUUAUGGACAAUUUUCUAAAUCAAAGAGACGUUCACUUGGAUUUGAUGAACUACAAAAAUAUAAAUGUUUUGCUUAUUUUAGUAAUUCAACAGAGUGCUCUUUUUUGGCUCAAUGUAAUAAUUUGGGGGCUUAUUUUGAGGCUAAUAAAAUUGUUUGUUUUCUUUUUUAA